GUGCUUAGUAAAGACGCUUAGUUGUACGUUGGGGAUUGGAAGAGUCGGGUGCUCUGAGAAGACGGCAGAAACACCUGAGAUUGAUUAAGACGAGAUGAAAGUGUCAUGGUCAAGGCUGUUUCUCUGGGUCUGUGUUGUGGUGUUGGCCUUAAACGUUGAGGACACGAGCUGCCAGAACCUGGUUAUCAGCACGACCAACGCCCUGGCCACCCUCGCUGGAAUAGGCCUCCUGGGGUCUGCUGGAGCCUUGGCUACGGGAUACGCCCUUGGCCGCCACCGGGGACGAGGCCAGAGGUACAGAGGCAGAGGGUGGUACUACUACAGAGGGCGUAGGAGUCUGGAGGUCUUGGAGGCUCCCGAGUUCGAGACUAUUUUGGAUGAGACAGCGAAAGUCGACACCAAACACUGUGGGCGAAAACUCCUCUGUGCGGCAGCGCGUCAAGAGAGAGCGACAUCACCCUUAUUGCAGGCUCUUCUCAAGCCUUUUGCUGGACAAGGACUCAGCAAUGGCACAGUGUAUGGUGACUAUGAUGAAGCAGUGUGGAGAGGUUUAUCGGGGCAGGACUGCUCUCACUACACCCUGUGUGAAUACGACCCUGCAGAGCUCCUGGGUGUUUACGAGGGAAUCAUGCGUGACUUAACUUCACAGUUAUAGAUUUCUCCCUUGGACAUACUAGACAUUUUGGUCAUCUAUUUUUUAGAGAAAAAAGAAAUAUGAACAUCGAUAUUUCGAAAAAAAAAGAAAAUUAAUUUUGCAUGAGCGAAAGUAAUCGCGUUCUUGAACACUGUCGACAGAUGUAUGUAAAUUCACUAACACAUUAGAAAUCGACAGUAAUAAAAUAACACUUGUAUAUUGAUUUAUCAUAACCAGAAGUUCCUUAAUAUGAAACCUUUUUCAAGACAGGUUGGCUUGCUCGAAACAUUCCUCGUCUUUUUUUUUUUUUACGUGGAAUCUGUAAUUUCACUGACAUUUUCCUUCUUGAAGAAUGUAUAACCCUUCCGCCACUAACAAUGAACUGACAUCUUUG
This is a messenger RNA of Penaeus chinensis, 1028 nucleotides long. RefSeq lists its product as uncharacterized. The record is from RefSeq and is a predicted model, not a curated record. The transcript has 6 exons. NCBI's taxonomy places the organism in Eukaryota, Metazoa, Arthropoda, Malacostraca, Decapoda, Penaeidae. The coding region runs from base 95 to 655 and encodes 186 amino acids.